Cutaneotrichosporon cavernicola is the source of this 309-nucleotide messenger RNA. RefSeq lists its product as uncharacterized. The transcript has a single exon. The record is from RefSeq and is a predicted model, not a curated record. NCBI's taxonomy places the organism in Eukaryota, Fungi, Basidiomycota, Tremellomycetes, Trichosporonales, Trichosporonaceae. The coding region runs from base 1 to 309 and encodes 102 amino acids.
AUGAAACUCAUCCUCUUCCUCCCCCUCGUCGCCGCCGCACCCCUCCCCGGCUUCAAACGGUGGAGUUACCUUCACGGGUACUACCCUGCCGCCCAGCCCGCCCAACCCACCCAACCCGCCGCUCCGCCUGCGCCGCCGCCCAACCCCCACAUCCCGCCCAUCUACCAGAACGCGACGGACUGGUGGGUCGCCGGGACAUUUCUUCACGGCAAAUGGCGCUCCGGCCAGUGGGAUGGCACCGACAACACGGCCGGCGCGGUCAUGUAUGUCGACGACAAAAACGUCGCCGUCACUGUCGUGCCACUCUGA